UUAAAAAAGAACUGCCAUCUACAAAUACCACAUCAGGUAUUUUACUAACGAUGGGAUUGACGGACAUAAUGGCCCAACCGGAUCCCUUGCCAUCCCGCGAUUCCGCAGCUGUCGUGAGUGUCCAUCACGUCCCAAGUCACAGCCGUGAAAGUUCCACGAGCUCCACUGCUAGCGCCGCUAGCACUUGCAGUAACCAUGGCCUCAGCCAGACGGCCGAAGAGGAGCUCACAUCUUCAGCUUCUUCUUCCCCUAUGCCGAUCUAUUCGCCACUUUCCAUAUGUUCGUCGCCCACGGCCAACAGUAAAAUACCUAACCAUUCGGUCGAAUUGGUGAGAGAUAUCGACCUGGAACAACGACUUGAAAAAACACGUUUAGAACUGGAACAAAGUCGAGCGGAAUGCGGACGUUUGGCUCAGAUCCGAGAUGACGUCGAAAAUGAAGUCCGCGAACUCACCGCCAGUCUUUUUCAGGAGGCGCACGUGAUGGUGAAUGCAGCCAACGUGAAAGCAGCAGCAUCCGAAAAAGCUUUAAAAGAAGCUCGGAUGCAAGUGGAAGUGCUGAGUGCUGAAGUAGAAGCCUUGAAAACGCUUGUUUUGACAUCUACUCCCAGCCAGCCGAAUGCCCAUCUUCAUCCGCAAUUGUCCGGUUCUCUGUCUUCGGGGAAUAUCCAUGUCAACAAUACACCGCCAUCUAUUGGCAAUGGUUUUAGCCAUAAAAGCAGUGGAGGAGGAUUGAAAAUGUUUACUCGACAUCGAAGAGGAACUUCAGAUUGUGACAUGAAAUAUCACCACAUCCAGGGAGGUGCAGAUUUGAACAGUCCGUUAUCAUCCAGUCCUGAGAAUCCAGCACGUCCCGCAACUGCUACAGCAGCCGAUGCUUGUUGCGUCAAUGGUAGUGGGAGCCAUCUAGCGGGAACUCCUGACGGUGAUGGGUGCGGUGAAGUGGACCCUGUUCUCUACGACGAACUGGAAAAUUGGCGCAAAAAUCCAAGUCUGGAACAGGAAAGUAGCCCAUUAAUGCAGAGACUCUUUGAAGAAGAUGCCGAUCGGUGCUUGGAUUUCCCUCAACGUGAUUUGGCUGCCCGUGUCAGGCGUGCCGUUCGAGACAACGUCAUCUUCAUCGAAGAGUUUGCAACACAAUCCACGAUAUGCGCUUUGCUGGAAACUCAACGUCCGUGUCGUUACCGCAUCAAAUUGGGUGACGGACUCGAGGAUCAGUGGUACACUAUAUCUUCGUUGUGUCGUAACCGAAUUACUGCCGUUUGUGACAUUCUCACUUACCUGCGAUACAUCCAGCUAGGCCUAGUCAAAUCGUCCCUCGAUGACAUUUACUGGGAAAUGAUUCGACUUCGCAAGCGGAUGACUUUGGCUCGUCUAGGUCUUUCAUAAACAAAAUUUUUCUUCCUUCUAACAGAACGGGGAUGGGAUAUACCCACUGCAUUUACUUUAAACUCACUGGCUCCCGUUCUCUUCCACGAAAUGUACGGGGGCAAAAAAAAAGAAAGUUCCCAUUUUCUCCAAUACUCGUUGUCGUUAGUGCUGGUGCGAUUUAUAUUUCUGAAAUAACUGUCUUCGUAUUUGUUGUCCACGGAAACUCCAUCGUGGAAAAACUCAAUCGAUAUGAUGGAUGAUGUUUAUAUCGAAUCUAUGUCGUGAUGUAUAGGAAAAAUUUAUUCCAAUUAUUUCAAAUUUUACACUAGAAAAAGAAAAUUAACAAAAACGAUCUGGGCAAUCCGUUACGGAGCCGUAUGUACAGCAAAUUAAUGUUUAACGUUUUAUUAAGCUUUUUUCUGUGUUUUUUGCUAUGUUUGCCAUCCUCGUUUAUGAAUAGAUUUAAAGUUUAUCACCGUC
Messenger RNA from Daphnia magna, 1850 nucleotides. Its product is annotated as guanine nucleotide exchange factor for Rab-3A. Gene Ontology annotation, biological process: exocytosis. The transcript has 6 exons. Gene Ontology annotation, cellular component: Golgi to plasma membrane transport vesicle. The coding region runs from base 51 to 1388 and encodes 445 amino acids. NCBI's taxonomy places the organism in Eukaryota, Metazoa, Arthropoda, Branchiopoda, Diplostraca, Daphniidae. Gene Ontology annotation, molecular function: guanyl-nucleotide exchange factor activity. The record is from RefSeq and is a predicted model, not a curated record.